Molecule: messenger RNA, 375 nt
Organism: Colletotrichum gloeosporioides
Lineage: Eukaryota; Fungi; Ascomycota; Sordariomycetes; Glomerellales; Glomerellaceae
Exons: 1
Coding region: 1-375 (124 amino acids)
Source: RefSeq, a predicted model, not a curated record
AUGUCUUCGAACUCCCAGGAGGCAAUAUUGAUACCGCAGAUGGCUCUGUCCACGAUGCUCAUCCGCGAAGUCUUUGAAGAGACACAAUUGGCCGUGGUAGAGGUCGUAUUACCGCUGUCUCGCAUAACUUACACCACGGAGAAGCUGGGAAAAGGUUCGAUGGGUCAAGGGACAAUUGUCAGACGCCGUGCCGUGCAAUUGAGCUAUGUCGUCAAAGUUGAAGGGAAAGAUUUUCAAGUCAACAACGAGGAGCAUUCAUGCGGGAUCUGGGCCGGCCGCGAUCAUCUUGAUGAGAUUCUAAUCACCUCAGAUAUGAAGGCGUUGGCAUUGGAGGCCCUGGAGAUGGCACGCGCACACACCGCAUCAAAUAAGUGA